GGCAACCUUCCAGGAGCACUUGUUUUCUUGGUGGGGUGCUCACCUAAUGAUUUAAAUUGCCUCCAAGGCUCAAACGCGUCCGACGCGCUUCUGUCUUCCUGACCUGUGUAGUUACAUGAGAAGCACUCCUCUUUACGCAGCUCUGGUUUCCUCUGACUCUUAUCGUUAUACAACUGAGCCUCAGGAUUUUCCAGGUUCUUUGUAACUUUCCUUUCAGAAUGGCCGAGGAGCACGACGAGAUGCAGGGUGGAGAGGGCGAUGAGAGUGACGUGACUGGGCCCGGUGCCCCGACGCCUCUCGGUGCUCUUGAGGGCGUUGCAGGUCUUACCAAACGUGAUAUUCAAUUAGUCACAGAUGGUGGCUACCAAACCGUGGAAGCUGUCGCUUACACCCCGAGAAGAGUUCUGGAGCAGAUCAAGGGCAUCUCUGAGCAAAAGGCUGCCAAGAUCUUGGCCGAGGCCUCGAAAUUGGUUCCCAUGGGUUUCACAACAGCCACUGAGAUGCACCAGAGAAGAAGUGAGCUCAUCUCCAUCACAACUGGAUCUAAGAAUCUCGACACUCUUUUGGCCGGUGGUAUCGAGACUGGUUCAGUCACUGAGCUGUUUGGUGAAUUCAGAACCGGCAAAAGUCAGCUUUGCCACACUUUGGCCGUAACAUGCCAACUGCCCUUCGAUAUGGGUGGUGGCGAGGGCAAAUGCCUUUACAUUGACACUGAGGGCACUUUCCGGCCGGUUCGCCUUCUUGCAGCGGCAAAUCGAUACGGUCUGUCUGGGGAGGAAGUCCUCGACAAUGUUGCAUAUGCCCGUGCGUACAAUUCGGAUCAUCAACUGCAACUCCUCAACCAGGCCUCGGCUAUGAUGUGCGAGACCAGAUUCUCCUUGUUGAUCGUCGACAGUGCAACUGCGCUGUACCGAACAGAUUUCUUGGGACGUGGAGAGCUGUCGUCACGUCAAACCCAUCUUGCCAAGUUUAUGCGUACACUGCAGAGACUUGCGGAUGAGUUUGGUAUUGCUGUGGUCAUCACAAACCAGGUCGUGGCCCAGGUCGAUGGUGGGCCAAGCUCCAUGUUCAACCCCGACCCGAAAAAGCCCAUCGGUGGAAACAUCAUUGCGCACGCAAGCACUACGAGAAUUAGUUUCAAGAAGGGCCGAGGCGAGACUCGUAUUGCCAAGAUCUACGACAGCCCUUGUCUGCCAGAAAGCGAUUGCCUCUUUGCCAUCAACGAGGAUGGUAUUGGCGACCCAUCGCCAAAGGACAUGGAGAAGAUGAACCAAUGAUCAGGUGUCACGUCUGCCUUGCCGAGUGACGAGGAAACGAAGGAAAGAUAAUGAAGGAAUGAUGGGUGCUGAGCUGGGGAUCACUUGCAUGGCUUUGGCGUUUGGAAUGGCUACUAGUGCAGAUUAUUCUUUGCUUUUGGUUUUAAUGUAGUCUACAUACAUGGUAUGAACCUCGCGUCGUGUAAGAAUCGAUUUACUGGAAUUUCAAGUUUGACACCUGAAUGACAGUCCGUAACCACGUGGAAUGGGAACUGAAAUACUUGCUUUUUUGUUGUUAUUUCAU
Messenger RNA from Truncatella angustata, 1560 nucleotides. RefSeq names its product DNA repair protein rhp51. The record is from RefSeq and is a predicted model, not a curated record. The coding region runs from base 219 to 1277 and encodes 352 amino acids. Gene Ontology annotation, cellular component: condensed nuclear chromosome. The transcript is spliced from 3 exons. Lineage: Eukaryota; Fungi; Ascomycota; Sordariomycetes; Amphisphaeriales; Sporocadaceae. Gene Ontology annotation, biological process: DNA strand invasion; chromosome organization involved in meiotic cell cycle; mitotic recombination-dependent replication fork processing. Gene Ontology annotation, molecular function: ATP binding; single-stranded DNA binding; DNA strand exchange activity.